Molecule: messenger RNA, 1883 nt
Organism: Striga asiatica
Lineage: Eukaryota; Viridiplantae; Streptophyta; Magnoliopsida; Lamiales; Orobanchaceae
Source: the annotation of a GenBank genome assembly
GCUUAGGCUGACACACAGAGGAUUUCUCACCUUUCCCAAAACUCUCAAAUACUCGUCGACCAGCGACAGGGGGACCUCUCUGUAAUUAUAUGGAAGAAAACGAGGAUUCCGAAGAGGAAAUUCUCUCCGCACACGCUCACAUAUACGUGUAAUUCUUGUACUUUUACUUCCGCGGCGGGGGCGCAGCAUUAGGGGCUAGUGCGAGAGGAGAUGGGCAAAUUGACUCUCCGGCGGAGAAAGAAGGCCGCGCCGCCGACGCAGUUGCCUCCUCUUCCUACCCCGCCGUCGGUCGAGUUGGCGGCGACGACGAGCAAGGUGGCCGUGAAGAAGAAAGCGGGCGGGUCGAGGCUCUGGAUGACCAUGGAUCGGUUAGGGCAGUCCGAGCUGAUGGAAUGCGACAAGAACUUUAUUAUUAAGCGCGUCUCGAUUCCCGCCAGGGACUUGCGAAUUCUCGGGCCCAUUUUCUCCCAUUCCUCUAGCAUCCUUGCUAGGGAAAAAGCCAUGAUUGUUAACUUAGAAUUCAUAAGAGCGAUAGUUACUGCAGAAGAAGUAUUGUUACUUGAUCCUCUUCGCCAGGAGGUUCUGCCAUUUGUUGAUCAGUUGAGGCGACUGUUGCCACAGAAAAGUCCAACUAAUUAUGUGGCAGACCAAACGGUUCCUAAAGAUAAUGAAAUUCAUUCUCCUACUGCUGCACAAUGGUUACCUGUUCCUGAAGGCGGUGAAGGUGAGCAGGAUGAGCUUCCUUUCGAGUUCCAGGUCCUGGAAAUGGCAUUAGAGGUUGUCUGCACGUAUUUGGACUCUAACGUUGCUGAACUCGAGAGAGAUGCUUACCCUGCUCUGGAUGAAUUGGCCAUAAGUGUUAGCACCAAAAAUCUUGAGCAUGUGCGGAGCUUGAAAAUCAACCUCACUCGUUUGCUUGCACGGGUACAAAAGGUUAGAGAUGAAAUAGAGCAUCUUUUAGACGACAAUGAAGACAUGGCCCAGCUCUACUUAACACGGAAAUGGAUACAACAAAACCAACAAUUCGAGGCCCAAUAUGCGGACCCCCCAUCAAACAGCAUAGUCCCUGCUGGACCAGCCCAUUUCCGCCGGCUCAGCUCCACCAAAAGUGGCAGUCUCUUGAGCAACUACCAUCAAAAUGACAAUGACGAUGUGGAGGACCUAGAGAUGUUGCUCGAAGCCUACUUCAUGCAAUUGGAUGGUACACGUAACAAAAUACUAUCUGUUCGCGAAUACAUUGAUGACACGGAGGAUUAUGUCAACAUCCAACUCGACAACCAAAGAAAUGAGCUCAUUCAGCUCCAAUUGACAUUGACAAUUGCAACAUUUGCCAUAGCAGUUGAAACUGCUAUGGCAGGGAUAUUUGGUAUGAAUAUUCCAUGCACACUGUACAAUAUUAAGGGUAUUUUUGAUGAUGUUGUCUGGAUCAUGACUGCCGCUUGUGUGGUGCUGUUUAUUGUCGUGAUGGCCUAUGCCAGAUGGAAGAAGCUUAUAGGCUCUUGAAAUAAAUUGUCCUCCAGGAAUUUAUUGUUGAAACCAACCUGUGAAAAACACAGAAGCAGAAACAGUAAAUAAAAAUGAGGUCUUGAUGUUUUUUCUCAGUGCUGGAGUUUCUUACACUGUAAUAUAUUAGCAUUUAUUUUUUUCCUGAUAUAUGAUCGGGAGCAGUAAUGUGUUUGUGAUUCUUUCUUGUGCUUCCAUGGCCGUGAGCCAUACUUUCUUUUAUGUGUUCUUUCAAUUUUGGGAAUAGGAUGGCAAAUUGGCAGUCAAAUGCGUCCAUAUUUGUAGUUCUUAUUUCUCUAGUUAUUUAUACGUCGGUUUUUAUAACUGGUUUUAUUUAUUUUAUGUACAUACUAAUUCCUAUAUGAGAAAGUGCGGUAAUG